Arthroderma uncinatum is the source of this 918-nucleotide messenger RNA. RefSeq lists its product as uncharacterized. Bases 1 to 918 code for a protein of 305 amino acids. The record is from RefSeq and is a predicted model, not a curated record. Lineage: Eukaryota; Fungi; Ascomycota; Eurotiomycetes; Onygenales; Arthrodermataceae. The transcript has 3 exons.
AUGUUCCAUGUCGGAAAUAGCCAUAAAUGCGACUCGUGCGGAAAAUCAAAUGAGCUUCACGGAAAACGGCACAAGGAUAUCUUGACCCUCAUCGAGCAAAUCCAUGCACUCGAUAGAGGGGAACAGUCUCGUGGUAGCAAGUUCUCCAACCACACGACCAUCUUUGACAGAGCUCCCCUUACUCCUGGGCGAAAUGUGGUAAGGGCGGCCAGAGGUAUCGCCCUCCUCACACUGGGGGACUCUCCAUCAUCUCUAAGGAGAACACUGUCUGCCAAGGACAGGAGAGCGGAGAAAAAGGCUGUCAAGCUGGAAAAGGACAUGACAAAGAACAUGAAGCGUCAAGCGAACCGCCUAACUGUGCCAGGAGUCGUUCUGGCGAGUUCGGUCGAGCUUGUAAACAAGGCGAUUCACGGCACGAACCAUCUCGAGUCCUCCAUUAGCCCCCAAGAGGCAGAUGCCUUUUUCGUUGCCAGCAUCCGGAGAUUUCAAGAGCUAGAACACCAGAUCCAGGAGCUCGCCGCCAAGAGGGAAGCCACCAAACAUGUCGAGCUCAAAGACGGCAAAGUGAGCUCCCCUGCGCGCGAAAAGGGAGACUACCGCGGCGUCAAUAAGCUGGAGCUGCCAAUGAUACGGGAGAUUCUGGCCCAGCUGGCCAUCCGGGUCCGUCUGAACGAGAAUGGUUACGACAAGGACCGGAAAGUGUUGCUUAUGAAAGUUGCAGACGCUGUGUGCUCUGAUAUAAUGCUGGUAGCGAACGAGGCGCGGGAGACGAUGAGACGCAGCGCUGGCUACUGGCGGUUCGUCAACAAACGGACAUACAACGCCAUGGUCCGCAACAGCAAGAUUGUAAACUGGGAGACGGGCGAGAAGCUGCCGGAAUGCAGGUCGAUCGACAGUGCGCCUGACACGCAGUCCUAA